AUGGGGGGAGGCGCUUGCAAAAUGGAGCGCCAUGACGUGCAGCCGAGGGUUUCCAGUAGUCGGGUCAGCGAUUGCUCCACGCCCAGGCAACAGGGAGUUACUUCCGAUUCAAGUGAAACCGUUAAAAAAGAAGAGGAACAGCAACAACAACCGAUUCUUAUACCAAGACAACCUUUGGGACCAGGAGCUACCACACCGCCACGGCCAAUGGGUGUUGUUAAAAUUGGUGACCCACUGGAUAUUAGAAGUGGUGUCGGAAGCCCACAAUGUGAUGUAACUCUGACAACAAACAACACUUGGAACCACUCAACCUCGGCCUUCACUACGAGGUUACCCCAUUUUGUGAACACGGAGGGAUUUGAUGCCUCCACAGGUGUUAGGUGGACGGACAACGAUACGGCACCAAACCGUCCUCGAUCCCGUCGAACAUCUAUACUAGUAGAAAAGGAAAGUGCGGCUUAUCAUAACGGUUAUCCUGCUACAUAUGAUGGUGACAGGCACCAGCGGAGUUACUCUCGUGGAGGAAGUUGGUACAAAAAUGCCGAGAACAGUGUUUUCCUCCGUUCCACUGAUAUGCCGUCCUUUGCUGGGAAUAGCGCACGUUACCCUGGUGAUGAGAAUAGGAACAAGUCGUUUGCGUCGGCUGCAAAUAGUUCAUACUUUUUUGGUGCCAGUUGCAGCCGUCGGAGCGUUGCCCGCAGCGGGACUUGCGUCGUGAACCUGGCAGAAAGCACGAAAACUUUGAGAGGGGCGAUGGCAACCUUAAGAAAGCAUGUUCAGCAGGGAGCGAAACCUCUGUCAUUGCGAAGUUCAUAUCGGGAUGUUGGUGGUUCCAUGGGUUGCUCUUAUAAUGACGACGUCCCCAGGUCGAGACUACCGAGCAUUUUUACUGCUAACAACGCUAUUACGCCUGCACCGGAUGGGUCAAUGUAUGGUGAGUAUAAUGCAUUUAAUCGUGAUUAUGAUGCUCCGGGGGUGUUGGGUGGUGGAAGGGGCGCGAUGUUCCCCAACGUUCCCAUCAAUGGAGGUUUUAAAAAGUCUUCUGUACCCGCGCCACAUGUGGGUUCCUUGUUAGAGUUAGUGGACACUUCUACCGUUUCAGUGUUUGCAGCGGAUUCGCGUGCGGAAAGUACGGACGAUGCGAAUAAGCAACAGCUGCGACGAGUGGCAAACAAUGUGGGGUGCAGUCCUGUUGUAAAGGUCGCAUCACCUCCGCGGCAGGCUCAGAGAAAUUGUAGGGUUGUUGUUCGGGAGGAUUUGGAUGGUGUGGAGUGGCACACAAAAAAUGUCGAGUUCCCCGUAGUUGGUAGCGAUGAAGGAAACAAAAGUCGCGAAGUUAGCACCACGUUUGCAUUGCCCGGAUCAAUUUGUACAUUUGGGGCCACUACUGACGUAAGUGAAGAUAGUGGUCCACGCGGUUGGGUUGGCGUUGGGGGGGAUUUUGGAGUUAGUAGUAGUGAUUGGUAUGCACGGCAACGCAGUAAGUUAAUGUCUGAUGAGUCCGACGUAAACUCUAAGGAUGGUGCAGGUGAAGUUGAUUCCAGUGGUGACGCCGCGGAAGAGAUGUAG
Molecule: messenger RNA, 1569 nt
Organism: Trypanosoma brucei brucei TREU927
Lineage: Eukaryota; Euglenozoa; Kinetoplastea; Trypanosomatida; Trypanosomatidae
Exons: 1
Coding region: 1-1569 (522 amino acids)
Source: RefSeq, a predicted model, not a curated record